CCCCCGGCGGCUGGCCCGCCGCGUCCCCCAGCCCCGGCCUCCCGCGGGCCAGUGCCUGCCCGCAUCGGCUACUACGAGAUCGACCGCACCAUCGGCAAGGGCAACUUCGCCGUGGUCAAGCGGGCCACGCACCUCGUCACCAAGGCCAAGGUUGCCAUCAAGAUCAUAGACAAGACCCAACUAGAUGAAGAAAACUUGAAGAAGAUUUUCCGGGAAGUUCAAAUCAUGAAGAUGCUUUGCCACCCUCAUAUCAUCAGGCUUUAUCAGGUUAUGGAGACAGAACGGAUGAUUUAUCUGGUGACAGAAUAUGCUAGUGGAGGGGAAAUAUUUGACCACCUGGUGGCCCACGGUAGAAUGGCAGAAAAGGAGGCCCGUCGGAAGUUCAAACAGAUCGUCACAGCUGUCUAUUUUUGUCACUGUCGGAACAUUGUUCAUCGUGAUCUAAAAGCUGAAAAUUUGCUUCUGGAUGCCAAUCUGAAUAUCAAAAUAGCAGAUUUUGGCUUCAGUAACCUCUUCACUCCUGGGCAGCUGCUGAAGACCUGGUGUGGCAGUCCUCCCUAUGCUGCACCAGAGCUCUUUGAAGGAAAAGAAUAUGAUGGGCCCAAAGUGGACAUCUGGAGCCUUGGAGUCGUCCUCUAUGUGCUUGUGUGCGGCGCCCUGCCAUUUGAUGGAAGCACACUGCAGAAUCUGCGGGCCCGGGUGUUGAGUGGAAAGUUCCGCAUCCCAUUUUUUAUGUCCACAGAAUGUGAGCACUUGAUCCGCCACAUGCUGGUGUUAGACCCGAAUAAGCGCCUCUCAAUGGAGCAGAUCUGCAAGCACAAGUGGAUGAAGCUAGGGGACACCGAUCCCAACUUUGACAGGUUAAUAGCUGAAUGCCAACAACUAAAGGAAGAAAGACAGAUGGACCCCCUGAAUGAGGAUGUCCUCUUAGCCAUGGAGGACAUGGGACUGGACAAAGAGCGGACACUACAGUCAUUAAGAUCAGAUGCCUAUGAUCACUAUAGUGCAAUCUAUAGCCUGCUGUGUGAUCGACAUAAGAGACAUAAAACCCUGCGUGUCGGAGCACCUCCUAGCAUGCCCCGAACCAUGGCCUUUCAAACACCAGUCAAUAUCCAGGCGGAGCAGGCUGGUACCACUAUGAACAUCAGUGUUCCCCAGGUGCAGCUGAUCAACCCAGAGAACCAAAUUGUGGAGCCGGAUGGAACAGUGAACUUGGACAGUGAUGAGGGUGAAGAGCCUUCCCCUGAAGCGUUGGUCCGAUAUUUGUCAAUGAGGAGGCACACAGUGGGUGUGGCUGACCCACGCACGGAAGUUAUGGAAGAUCUGCAGAAGCUCCUACCUGGCUUUCCUGGAGUCAACCCGCAGGCUCCAUUCCUGCAGGUGGCCCCUAACAUGAACUUCAUGCACAACCUGUUGCCCAUGCAAAAUUUGCAACCGACUGGGCAGCUUGAGUACAAGGAGCAGUCCCUGUUACAGCCGCCCACCCUACAGCUGCUGAAUGGAAUGGGCCCCCUUGGCCGGAGGGCAUCAGAUGGAGGAGCCAACAUCCAACUACAUGCCCAGCAGCUGCUGAAGCGCCCACGGGGACCCUCCCCACUUGUCACCAUGACACCAGCAGUGCCAGCAGUUACCCCUGUGGACGAGGAGAGCUCGGAUGGGGAGCCAGAUCAGGAAGCUGUGCAGAGGUACUUGGCAAAUAGGUCCAAAAGACAUACACUGGCCAUGACCAACCCUACAGCUGAGAUCCCACCGGACCUACAACGGCAGCUAGGACAGCAGCCUUUCCGUUCCCGGGUCUGGCCCCCUCACCUGGUACCUGAUCAGCAUCGCUCUACCUACAAGGACUCCAACACCCUGCACCUCCCUACGGAGCGUUUCUCCCCUGUGCGCCGGUUCUCAGAUGGGGCUGCAAGCAUCCAGGCCUUCAAAGCUCACCUGGAAAAAAUGGGCAACAACAGCAGCAUCAAACAGUUGCAGCAGGAGUGUGAGCAGCUGCAGAAGAUGUACGGGGGGCAGAUUGAUGAAAGAACCCUGGAGAAGACCCAGCAGCAGCAUAUGUUGUACCAGCAGGAGCAGCACCAUCAAAUUCUCCAGCAACAAAUUCAAGAUUCUAUCUGCCCCCCUCAGCCUUCUCCACCUCUUCAGGCUGCAUGUGAAAAUCAGCCAGCCCUCCUCACCCACCAACUCCAGAGGUUAAGGAUUCAGCCUUCAAGUCCACCCCCCAACCACCCCAACAACCAUCUCUUCAGACAACCCAGUAAUAGUCCUCCCCCCAUGAACAGUGCCAUGAUCCAGUCUCACGGUGCUGCGUCUCCCUCCCAGUUUCAAGGCUUACCCUCCCGCAGUGCAGUCUUCCAGCAGCAGCCUGAGAACUGUUCCCCUCCUCCCAAUGUGGCACUAACCUGCUUGGGCCUACAGCAGUCUACCCAGUCACAGCAGGUGACCAUCCAAGUACAGGAGCCCGUUGACAUGCUCAGCAACAUGCCUGGGACAGCUGCAGGCUCUGCUGGGCGGGGCAUCUCCAUCAGCCCCAGUGCCAGUCAGAUUCAGAUGCAGCACCGUACCAACCUGAUGGCCACCUUCAGCUACGGGCACCGACCCUUGUCCAAGCAGCUGAGUGCUGACAGUGCAGAAGCCCACAGCUUGAACGUGAAUCGGUUCUCCCCUGCUAACUACGACCAGGCGCAUUUACACCCCCAUCUGUUUUCGGACCAGUCCCGGGGUUCCCCCAGCAGCUACAGCCCUUCAACAGGAGUGGGGUUCCCUCCAACCCAAGCCCUGAAAGUCCCUCCACAUGACCAAUUCCCCACCUUCCCUCCCAGUGCACAUCAGCAGCCACCGCACUAUACCACGUCGGCACUACAGCAGGCCCUGCUGUCCCCCACACCGCCGGAUUACACAAGACACCAGCAGGUACCCCACAUCCUUCAAGGACUGCUGUCUCCCCGACAUUCGCUCACUGGCCAUUCGGACAUUCGGCUGCCCCCAGCAGAGUUUGCACAGCUCAUCAAAAGGCAGCAGCAGCAGCGACAGCAGCAGCAGCAGCAGCAAGAGUACCAAGAAUUAUUCAGGCAUAUGAACCAGGGGGAUGCUGGGAGUCUGACUGCCAAUCUUGGGGGACAGAGUAUGACAGAGCGCCAGGCUUUACCAUAUCAAAAUGCUGACUCGUACCACCACCACCAUACCAGCCCCCAGCAUCUUCUACAAAUCAGGGCGCAAGAAUGUAUCUCCCAGGUUUCCUCACCCACCCCGACCCAUGGUUAUGCUCACCAGCCGACACUCAUGCAUUCAGAGAGCAUGGAAGAGGAGUGCUCGUGUGAGGGGGCCAAGGAUGGCUUUCCAGACAGGAAGAGUUCAAAUACAUUGACCAAAGGUUGCCAUGACAGUCCCCUGCUCUUGAGUACUGGCGGACCUGGGGACCCUGAAUCUUUACUAGGAACUGUGAGUCAUAUACAGGAAUUGGGCAUACAUCUGUACCGACAUCAGCCAACUGCUGCUUUCAGUAGAAAUAAGGUGUCCAGCCGAGAGUCUGUCAUAGGGAACUGCAUGGAUAGAAGUUCUCCAGGACAAGCAAUGGGGCUGCCAGAUCACAAUGGACUUGGGUACCCAGCACGCCCCUCAGUCAAUGAGCACCACAGGCCCCGGACCCUCCAGAGACACCACACGAUUCAGAACAGCGAUGAUGCUUACGUGCAGCUGGAUAACUUGCCAGGAAUGAGUCUCGUGGCUGGGAAAGCACUUAGUUCUGCCCGGAUGUCGGAUGCAGUUCUCAGUCAGUCCUCGCUCAUGGGGAGUCAGCAGUUUCAGGAUGGGGAAAAUGAGGAAUGCGGGGAGAGUCUAGGAGGUCAUGAGCACUCAGACCUGACUGAUGGCAGCCAGCAUUUAAACUCCUCUUGCUAUCCAUCAACGUGUAUUACAGACAUUCUGCUCAGCUACAAGCACCCCGAGGUCUCCUUCAGCAUGGAACAGGCAGGCGUGUAACAGGAAAUGGAGAGUUUGUGUACAGCUCGGGAAUGAAGAGGUUGACUUUAAACCAACAGUAUCUAGCAGCAUUGCGCCAAAUUGCCGUUGUGUUUCUCUCCACCCAGAGUGUCGUGGCUCCUUUCCUCACGUUUGGUUCAUCAGUGUGCUGUUCUUUGGGUUCUGAGGGGGUUUUGCCAUGUUUGCUUGUAUGACCAAGUCACCAAGGAAAUAAACAGGAAAUCCAUGUUCGCCACUUUUUGUGAAAG
Molecule: messenger RNA, 4229 nt
Organism: Ceratotherium simum simum (southern white rhinoceros)
Lineage: Eukaryota; Metazoa; Chordata; Mammalia; Perissodactyla; Rhinocerotidae
Gene: SIK3
Product: SIK family kinase 3
Biological process (GO): intracellular signal transduction; microtubule cytoskeleton organization; protein phosphorylation
Cellular component (GO): cytoplasm
Molecular function (GO): tau-protein kinase activity; ATP binding
Source: RefSeq, a predicted model, not a curated record